Messenger RNA from Magnolia sinica, 1797 nucleotides. Its product is annotated as cytochrome P450 93A3-like. The transcript is spliced from 3 exons. The record is from RefSeq and is a predicted model, not a curated record. Gene Ontology annotation, molecular function: oxidoreductase activity, acting on paired donors, with incorporation or reduction of molecular oxygen, NAD(P)H as one donor, and incorporation of one atom of oxygen; iron ion binding; heme binding. Lineage: Eukaryota; Viridiplantae; Streptophyta; Magnoliopsida; Magnoliales; Magnoliaceae. Bases 1 to 1797 code for a protein of 598 amino acids. Gene Ontology annotation, cellular component: membrane.
AUGAAUGUCGACGAUGGGAAGGGAUCCCCACCAUCCGAUUCAGCAGAGGUGAACGACCAUUUUUUGGACACAUCCAGCUCGGAGUCGCCCAAGAGUUCUCGUGCAGUUGAAUCAGUAAAAAGAGAACCGAAGGAUGAAUCUGGUGACGAAGCCCCCUUUAAAAAGUCCACACACCAUUGCAUCUCAUCACCUCUUCAUUCCCAUUCCUCUCCCCUCUCCACCCAACCGUCCAUCACACAAACCAUGGCCGGGGACCUCCAAUCCUACGCCAUUCUCUUCCUCAUCUGGCUCAUUUCCACUGUCAUUAUCCGGACCAUCUUCUCCAAUUCCCGAACCACAGCUCGCCAUCUCCCUCCCGGCCCGAAACGGCUCCCGAUUAUCGGACACCUCCACGUCCUUGGUCCCAUUCCUCACCAAGCCUUUCACAAGCUCUCUAAGCGCUAUGGACCGUUGAUCCACCUCCGACUUGGCUCUGUCCCCGCUCUAGUGGCCUCCAACGCUGACAUCGCAAGAGAAAUCCUCAAGACACAUGAGACCACCUUCUCAUCCCGACCUCAAUCGUCAGCCAUCCGUUAUCUCGCUUACGGCACCUCUGGUUUCGCCUUCGCUCCUUACGGCCCCUACUGGAAGUUCUUGAAGAAGCUCUGCAUGUCCGAACUCUUAAGUGGGCGCACGCUCGAUCAGUUCCAGCCCAUCCGCCGUGAAGAGAUCCGGCGAUUCUUGCGACUACUACAUAAGAAAUCCAACGGCGGAGAAGCAGUCAACGUUGGACUAGAGCUCAUAACGUUGUCGAACAACACAGUAUCGAGGAUGAUGAUGAGUCGGAUAUGUUCGGACACGGAAGGGGAGGCAGAGGAAGUGAGGAAGAUAGUGCAUGAGGUGGCGGCGCUGGCUGGCACGUUUAACAUAUCGGAUUUUAUCGGGUUAUGUCGGAAUUUUGAUUUGCAGGGACUGAAGAAAAGGUACAAGGACGUGCACGGUAGAUUCGAUGCUAUGAUGGAGAGGAUCAUGAAAGAGCAUGAAGAAGGGAGGAAGAUGAAGAUGGAGAGAGGCGAUGGUGUGAAGGAUAUUCUCGAUAUUUUGCUCGAGAUAUCGGAAGAUGAGAGCGCCGAGAUGAAACUGACGAAGGAGAACAUCAAAGCAUUUAUCCUGGAUAUCUUUGUGGCCGGAACCGAUACAACUGCAAUCACAACGGAAUGGGCCUUCGCGGAGCUCAUCAACCAUCCUGACAUUUUCAAGAAAUUAAAGGUUGAGAUUGAUUCAGUGGUCGGAAAGAAUAGAUUGGUUGAAGAAUCGGACGUCCCAAAUAUUCCUUACCUCCAGGCAGUUGUCAAAGAAACACUCCGACUGCACCCAACAGGCCCAUUGAUUCAUAGAGAAUGUAGUGAAGAUUGCAAGAUUGGUGGCUACGAUGUACCAGCUAACACCCAAGUGUUCAUCAAUGUGUGGGCCAUCGGAAGGGACCCCGAGCAUUGGGUCGACCCACUUGAAUUCCGUCCCGAGAGAUUCAUGCCGUCCGAUGAGAGUGACCGUAGUCACCACGUGGACGUUAGGGGGCAGCAUUUCCAUUUCUUGCCGUUUGGGAGCGGACAGAGAGGCUGCCCAGGCACUUCUCUAGCGAUGCAGGUCGUACAAACAACGCUCGCUUCCAUGAUCCAAUGCUUCGAUUGGAAGGUUGGGAUCAACGGAGAGAGUGCAGCUGUUGAUAUGACGGAGGGCCCAGGAUUGACAUUGCCUAGGGCACAUCCAUUGGUGUGUGUCCCGAUUGCCCGUGCAAAUCCUGUUCCUUUCAAUUGA